Messenger RNA from Camellia sinensis, 369 nucleotides. The record is from RefSeq and is a predicted model, not a curated record. NCBI's taxonomy places the organism in Eukaryota, Viridiplantae, Streptophyta, Magnoliopsida, Ericales, Theaceae.
AUGGCUAGUCUUCCUCUCCAUGGAGGCCCUCUUGGAAUUCAGGUUCAUUCAAUGAUCCAUAAACCUUCCUACAUACCAAGUUCUUCCAGGUUUAGAGGUAUGUAUGGACAAAAUGGAUGGUUAAGGCUUCCUAUUGACCAACAGCCGACUAUGGGGAAGCUAGCAGUACAUAAUUAUCAAGCAAGUGCAACAACCAAACCGUCAUCCCAAGGUGGGAUCGGGAGAUUUGGCAUAGCAAGGAUAAUGACUGGUUUUCCAGCUGAUGAGGUGAUCGGUGGCAGUUAUUGGUGGGCAGGUGGUGGUGUUGGUGGUCACUUGAAGACUAAUCAAGAUAAGAUGCAAAAGCUUGACUUGUCCCUCAAGCUCUAA